Molecule: messenger RNA, 5668 nt
Organism: Oncorhynchus tshawytscha (Chinook salmon)
Lineage: Eukaryota; Metazoa; Chordata; Actinopteri; Salmoniformes; Salmonidae
Product: mucolipin-1-like
Exons: 14
Coding region: 211-1989 (592 amino acids)
Cellular component (GO): lysosomal membrane; plasma membrane
Molecular function (GO): NAADP-sensitive calcium-release channel activity
Source: RefSeq, a predicted model, not a curated record
CGUCUAAGGAAGUUAUGUCUUGUACCGAUGCUGAACCUAUACUGUAAUUGCAAAACACAGAAAAACGUCGUCCUCAUGGCUAUCUUCUCAGACAGUUAAUUUCACGCCAACAAUAUACUCACGUUUUAUAACCGCUUUUAUUUGCACUAUUUAUUCUGAGACAGUUCAGAUUUUAUGUCGCAUAUUUAUUUAUAGUUUCAAAACGUUUAGAUGGCUACAGCAAGCGGCAAUUGCAACCACGGCAGCGCCGGUUCAGAGAAGGACAGGCUGGUUUCCUCUGUGUCUCCUCACGGCUACGGCUCCAGCGACAGCAGCGGCGAGCACGUUCACCACAGAGACAGCCAUGGCAACCCCCGGUUGCCCACUGCGACGGCGGGGGGUUGGCUGGGGGCGGAGCAGGAAGAGGAGGCCCUGCGCAGGAAGCUCAAGUACUUCUUCAUGAGCCCAUGUGACAAGUUCCACGCCAAGGGCCGCAAGCCCUUCAAACUGGGCCUGCAGCUGCUCAAGAUUGUCAUUGUCACCGUGCAGCUGGUGUUGUUUGGCCUCAGCAACCAGAUGGUGGUGACGUUCAAGGAGGAGAACACCAUGUCCUUUAAGCACAUCUUCCUGAAGGACUAUAACGAGGGCCCCGACGACACGUUGGCCGUGUACACACAGAGCGACGUCUACGAACACAUCUUCUACGCCGUACACCAGUAUGUGAUGCUACCCGAGACCACGGUGGGACGCUAUGCGUACGUCUAUGGGGUCGGGGUGAACGGGAGUGCCCUCUCUCUCUGCCAGCAGUACUACAAGAAGGGCAGUAUCGAUCCCGCCAAUGAUACCUUCAACAUUGACCCUCGUGUUAUCACAGAUUGUGUGGGAGUUAACCCUCUGUCAGUCCCUCGAGCGCCUUUAGGCAGUGACUACAAGAACUUUACCCUAAAGUUCCACAAACUCAUAAACGUCACGAUACAGUUCCAACUAAAGGCCAUCAACAUUCAGACCAUCAUCAACAACGAGAUUCCUGACUGUUACACCUUCUUCAUAACGAUAGUCCUGGAUAACAAGGCUCACAGUGGGAAAGUAAGGAUCAGUCUGGAAAACCAGGCUUUUAUAGAGGAGUGUAAAGACCCCAGUGUGUCUGGCCAUGCGGAGAACUACACGCGCCUAACGUUUGACAUGGUGGUGGCGAUCGUUUGUAUGCUGUCCCUGCUGCUGUGUGGCCGCUCCAUACUCCGCGGCAUCAUACUACAGGCUGAGUUUGUCGAGUUCUUCAAGACUAACCUGGGCCGGAAAGUCAGCUGGGAUGAAAGGAUGGAAUUCAUCAAUGGCUGGUACAUCCUGCUCAUCAUCAGUGACGUUCUUACCAUCAUCGGCAGCGCCAUUAAGAUCGGCAUAGAGUCCAAGAAUAUGUCAUUGUAUGAUGAGUGUGGCAUCCUGUUGGGGACCUCCACCUUGUUGGUGUGGGUCGGAGUCAUUCGCUACCUCAGCUUCUUCCAGAAGUACAAUAUCCUGAUCGUGACCUUGCGAGCUGCGUUCCCCAACGUGAUCCGGUUCUGCUGCUGUGUGGCUGUCAUCUACCUGGGCUACUGCUUCUGUGGCUGGAUCGUGCUGGGGCCCUAUCACGUCAAGUUCCGCUCUCUCUCCAUGGUGUCGGAGUGCCUGUUCUCGCUGAUCAACGGCGACGACAUGUUUGUGACCUUCUCAGAGAUGCAGGAGAGCAGCACGCUGGUGUGGGUGUUCAGCCAGGUCUACCUGUACACCUUCAUCUCCCUCUUCAUCUACAUGGUACUGUCGCUCUUCAUCGCCCUCAUCACCGGCGCCUACGAAACCAUCAAGCACCAAACCCAGGAGCCCUACCACAUUACGGACCUGCACGCCUUCAUCGCAGAGUGCACUGACACGCCCAGCUCGGGCAUGUACCGGGGCCUCGAGACCUCGCCCUGCUCCUUCUUCUGCUGCUGUGACAGAACGACAACAUACGAGGAUGUCCUUUUGGUGAACUGACUGGGAUGGGGUGUCUGGACCUACAGCGCUCUCUGCUGGCCGGAGCGCCACACUGCAUCCAGAUUUUCAUUGUCCUUACCAUCAAAUCUAGGUCAUGCAUGAGCACUUACUUGAAUGAGGAGCCUCAGUUCAACCGUAUACAGACAGAGGACUAUGAGCUGAAAGCCUAAUCUUUUUUUGAUUGGAUUCAUUGGCCAGACCUCCUGCAUUGUGUGAAUGUUAUAGGGAUGUUGCCUGGAUGUUACACAGUAACAUACAGCUCAACACAGCAUUCCCCACACAGAAAGAGAACAACAGUAUUUGACCAAAAAUCUGGAUAUUUGCACAAUCCAUACAUGCUGAGGACCAUAGUGCAAUGUGUAAUGUCUUGUUAGCACUAAUGCUAACAUUUAGCUGCUUUUAAGUGUUUUACCUGGGUUUUUAGGUGUUCAGUAAGUUGCACAAGGGACAAGAACUGGACAGAGCAUGUUUUUUUUAUAUCAGAAGUUCUGGUUAUAUAUGAAGGGGAUGACAAUGACAUGCAUACUUCAUACUAGGCCAGAGACAGCUCUGGAGUAGCAUUCCCACUGUCCAUAAAAGGAGAGGGCACUUAAGCCCAAGUCACAUGACUCACCCAAGAACAUCAUUGCCCUGUCAUGAGGCGCAAGCCCAGCAAGAACUGCUGAGAGCAAGGCUGGCUUCGCCGCAGUGCAUUGUGGUCACCACCGCUGCUCUCAAGUGUGCAAGUACAUUGAACUUAAACCCUGCACUGCGCCUGGACCCAAUGGCUCAUUUUUUUCCACUAAUUGGUCUUUUGACCAAUCACAUCAGAUCUUUUUCAGAGUCGAUCUGUUUUUUUUAUUUUUUAAAUACAGAUUAGUAGAAAUAAGAUAAGAAUUGAGCUUCCUGUCCAAACGCAGCCAUUGUAUUUCAGAGUUUAAGACCGAUCAGUUAAAAAACCUGUACUCACACCCGGGUGCUGGGUCUGGUCUCCAGGAACAAUAUCCAUAGAAUUGUUCUAUAGUUUAAGUUGGACACAGAAAGAGAUGCAGUGCAUCAUCUCAAUCACACAUACAGUACCAGUAGUUUCAGUAGGUGUUAAUCCGAUGGCACAGCAAACAGGGUAAACGUCAGCGCUAUUGUUGAUUUGUACAUGUCAAGUUGUACACUGUGCAUGUCCUGUUCACGAUGCACAAAUUAUGCUGCUUCAUCAGAGUUCAUUUGGAAGGGGACCCGUAGUGAAUUAGUCAAAUCCACUCCGAGUCUCACAAAGACCCACUAACACAAUACCCACCAUGCCACAACAUUCCGGUCGCAAUGGUAAUGUGACUUUCCAAUUUUGCCUGACCUGAAUGUAACUUCCUUAAAUGAGGAAACUACAUGAUUGGAAAAUGGAGAGUUCAUCAAUUUUUUUGGGGGGUGAAUUUUUUAAAAGGCCUAAGCUCCAGUCAUGGACAAUAUGGAUGGAGAACUGCAGAUUGUAUCCGACUGGUCUAAAGAACAAAAACUGCCUGCAAGUAACGAGGAGAGGAUAACGAGCAGGCAGGACAGCUAAACGAGGCCAGAGGGAUAGGGUAUUUGCGAGCACUGCAGUAAUGCCUGUUAUGUUGACCCAGAAGAAUGCUCUUACAUACGUUUCGUUCCCAUUCUGUUUUAUGCCUCAUAAUGAUGCCUAGUUUAAAACUAGCCAAUUGCUUUGUCCUAGUGAAAGUUUAAAUUAUUAUUUUUUUUUUUUAAAUGUUGGGUUGUUGCGGUAUCUAGAGAGAAACGCCUAAGGGGAGUGUGGUCUUCAGGUUCAGACUCCAGAAAGUGGUCAUGAAUUGAGCUUUGUACUCCAAUCACUAUUGAAGAAGAAAAAAUCAUAUAUUUUUUAAUAUGUUAUAGGCCUGCUUCCAUUACGGUCCCUAGCUACUUCUAAAAGUGAACCUUUUGUCGUUUUGAUAGAUUCCAAAGAACCAAGGUGUAGGCAAAGUUACAUGGGAGUAUAACCUCCCAAAUAGGCUAAAAGCAGAGCUUUCGCCAUAUCCGUUCUUUAGGAUCUGAGAACACCAAAGGGCUGGAGCCUACGAGAAGUGGCUAGGGGCCGAAAUGGUACAGGGCGAUAGCCUGUCUGUUAGUGAGGAGUCAUGUAGCUCUUAUUUGAAUGGUCAUAUAGUACAUUUAAAUUAAAUGUAUGUUCUUAACUAAGCAGUACACAAACAGGAUUUGUUUUUGGCCUUGCGUUUGUAUAUUGUAGUAUUAGACACUUAGAUGUCCUGUCCAAGCAGUCUGUAGACAUUUAUACAGUUCAUUGUAUAAUCUUUUUUUUUAAUGUUGAUUGUACUUGAACAUUGUUUUGAGUAUGUUGGAUCUCUGUGCCACACUCAGUACGAAGCCAAACCACUGAUGAUUAAAUGCCUGUUUGUUCACCUGGCUGGAAAUACUUUGGAGAAGGAGGAGGUGGCAAAUGCUUUGGGCUGCAUCCCAAUUCUCCACCCUUCUCUCGAAGUCUGCACUUGCAUGCAUCAAUGGAUUUUUAAAGCAACGGAUUGGUGUAAUCGUUGGCGAGAGGGAAUUUCCUCUUGUUAAGUCUGUGACGGGAAGUGUGCAAAUGCAAUUUUUUUUAUAAAGGGUGAAGAAUCAGGACGCAUCAAUACUUUGGUUUCUUCACCAUUUGAUUUAGAUCCAAACAGAGCCGGUGAAAUUGUCUGCUUUGUUUGUGUUUGAGUUAUAUAUUAUUUGCAUGAAACUCAACUCUAGGCCCAUAGUCAAGCUUACAUUAUAAAGUGUGUGACGGAAAAUCACGAGUUUACCACAGGAUGUAAUUACCUGAAGUUACCAGAAGGGGGAAUACGGGCUUUUGCACCCCUCAGACUCAGACAGUAACAUCCUAAAGGAGGAGAAUAGACCACCUUACAUCCAAGUUCUGUUUAUUAGGUAGACUGACAAUAGGGAUCUAAUACAACCGAAGGCUAAAUUAUAGUAUUAUAGUACAACAAAUACCAUAGGUACAUUUACACGAUUCAUGUAACAUUCGAUAUGCACAAAUUCGGCACACUCCACAUAGCAAAACGGCGAUGGUAGAUCUCCUUACAUAGAACACAUGUGCCCAUAUCCUGGUAAUACGGGACGUUGGUGGCACCUUAAUUGGGGAGAACGGGGCUCGUGGUAAUGUUUGGACUGGAUUUAGUGGAAUGGUAUCAAACACAUGUUUUUGAUGCCAUUCCAAUUGCUCCGUUCCGGCCAUUAUUAUGAGGCGUCCUCCCCUCAGCAGCCUCCACUGCUAAUGUACCUUUCCCAAGCAGCCUUUGGCGGCUGAUGCAGCACAUCAUUCCUUCCAGCCCACUAAACCGAAUAUCAUCAUCCAUUAUGUACUGUCCUGGCUGCCCAUCCUUUAGCUGAGCUCUUGGCCCAUGUCCAUCUCAGUGACUCAAUCUUUGUUCUUGCACUCUAAUAGUCUGCUGGGUGUGUCCACUGUGUAUGUGCACACCACUUGAUGCUGGCGAUGAGUUUUCUUAUUUUUCUCCACACCAAUUACAAACACACAUAUACGAACAACGACUUACAGACGCACACAAGCGACGACGACUAUCUCCUCUGCCAGACCCACGUCGUCUCGCCUCCGUACCUCGUGCCUGCAUUAUUGUUUGCCACUUGGCCUUAAAUUGUACCAAUUAUAUUUUGUUUCUCAAUAUUUCAAGAAUAAAUCAUUUGAUUUCUC